CCUAUCCUCCAUGAAUGUUAUCUGAGGCCUUUUUUGAAGCCAGUGGUACUUUCAGCCCUCACAGCAUCCCCGGCGAGGAGUGCCUGUGUGCCGGGUGAAGGAACAGUUCGUGUUGUCCGUUUCAAACCUGCUGCCUCCAGAGUUAAUCCGGCGCCCGCUUCUUCUUCUGGUUUGGCCCCUUGCCCGGCAGAGCCGCCAACGUUUUAUAACAUCCUCCGGCCACUCAGCCAGACACUUGCAGCUCUGCCCCUGCAGCCAGCCAGGCUCCGCGCCGGCACGAAGGGGAAUCCCGGGCGGAAAGGGAAGCAGCCACUGCGGAGCGAGCUCCAAGGCGGGACUCUCCGGCCCGGCCCGGCCGCCGCAUGUGUGGGCGCAGCGCGCUGGAAGGGAGGGAGGACACCGGACGCGGCUGGGCCGGCGGAUAAGUGGCCCCUGCGGGCAAGGAGCUGCGGCGGAGCGGCCGGCCGGCCACAGCACCAUGGCCUCGGCCUCCGAGAGCAUCGAGCUGAACGGGCAACCCGGCGGCGAGCGAGCGUCUCCCGACUUGCCUAGAUCACAACGCUGGCUGCAGAGAAAUGGACCCAUUAAUGUGAACCACUACGCCAAUAAGAAGAGUGCUGCAGAAAGCAUGUUGGACAUUGCUCUUCUGAUGGCCAAUGCAUCCCAGUUGAAAGCAGUAAUGGAGCAAGGACCUUCCUUCUCAUUCUAUAUUCCACUUAUUGUUCUCAUCAGCAUAUCCCUCAUACUUCAAGUUGGCGUGGGCGUGCUCCUGAUAUUCCUUGUAAAAUAUGACCUUAAUAACCCUGCAAAACAUGCCAAGCUGGAUUUCCUCAAUAACCUUGCAACUGGACUGGUGUUCAUUAUAGUAGUUGUGAAUAUUUUCAUCACUGCCUUUGGAGUGCAGAAACCAGUGGCUGAGACAGCUUCAAGACAGUAGGUAACAAGAAGAGAUCUGAACCCUUGACCCCUCCUCUAAGUACUUCUGCACUUGAGCCAGUUAAACUUGGACACAAAACGGAGAAGCUGAAGUUAUUCAAGCCAGCAUUUUUCUGUUUCCUUCAAAUGACUUGUUUUCUGUGCCUGAGACUUUCAUCCUAUUAAAUAUAUAAUAUUCAGUUUCUAGUGGAAAGGUUGAGCUUUUUAACUGGUAGUUCAUUGACUCGGCCUUUGAAGAGUCUGGCAUCUCAAUUUCUAUAGAAACUGGAGUUCCUCAGAGAAAUAUGCAAUGUGAAUGAAUUCAACAGGAAACAAAGCGAUGGCAUGAGCUCCAAAGGCAUCUCGGACUUCUCACUUUUUGUGCCUUCUGUUUUCUUGAUGGAUGAGAAAUUUCCCAAGAAAAAUUGCUGUCAUUUCCACUAUGGAAGCCAAGGGUCUUAAUUUCUGGCACAGUCACACUGUCCUAACCUCUCUCAGUUGUAGCUAGGUAUUUGUAUUCCAUAUUGCUGUAGUGGAAUGCCUUUACGUUGUGUGAAGAUGGCCAUGCCUAAUUUUCCCUCUUUCUAGGGAACAGUUUGUCUCUUCAGCUAAACCAAAAACUCCACCUCUUCCAAGGUGACAGGAAUCCAGUAGGAACAAAAGUUAAACUUUCCUUUGCUCAAUUUUUCUCUCACAAGUACUCAUUGGCCCAGUGUCUCUGUUGCUGGAUCACAAGGGCCUGCAUAAACCUUCCCUCCUCUUGGUGCAGGGUCCCACAAAAAGUCCCUCUGCCUAGUUUCUCAGUCACUGCUGAGUCAGCAGAAUGAUUAUUAUCCACAGCUCUAGCGCAUACUAAAAAUGCUUGUAAAAAUGCUGCCAUAGCUAGGCGCCACUAACUUAAGGACGGACGGGGACAUUCAUCCCAGCACAGAGGGCAAGGCAAGGCCUGUAAGCUAUUAUAACCCAUCAAAUUAGCAUACAGAGGGGCAAAUUUCCCUCUGAGAAAAGGCCUGAUCUCUGCACUUAUUUGCUUUUGUGAGUUUGACUGAUUCUUAAAAAAAAAAAGAAUAGUAAUAAAUUUAAAGAGAUAGCAAGAAAAAGAUCCUCAAGGGCUCACGUUCCCUGCUGGCACAGGAAGCAACAAUUUUUUAGAGGGAUACUGUUGCUGGCAAUGGUGUAUAUUGCAAGUUUUGUUGCUUAAAGUAUUUUAAUCAUUUUACUUCUAAUUUAUCAUACUUGCAAGUAGAACGAUUUUAGUGUCCUUGCAUUUUAACAUUCUUGUUGAUAUAAAUUGAUACAAUAUAUUUCUUGUGUUACCACUUUAUUUGUACAUUUGUAGCCCAAAGUGCAAGCUUUUAGGAGAGAGUUAGCAGCAGCACUCAUUUACAGUUUUAAAUUGACAAUCCUCUCUUCUAGUUAUGAAUACACGAAUAACUGGGCUUAGAGACUUACCUUGUUUACUGUAGGUUACAUAAGAAUUAUCAUUUAACCAGAAAGAAAGCAACAAAGUUACUAUUUUUCUGUAUUGCUAGUUGCAAAAUAUAUACAUACAAGCAACAUAGAAGAAUAUUAAGCUUUUCUUGCUUUGUUUCUGGUCAAAGUUUUUCUGCAAGAUUUCUGGCAACUACUGCUUCAAAUGACAUGUUUUAUAUAUUUAAAUUAGCUUGGAGCAGCUGUGAGAUGAGGCACUUAGGACAAGUUUCCCCAACAGUUGAUUUGUCUUCUGUUAAAAAUUAAUUAAUGAAGGAACAUCAGAAUGUACCUGUAUUACAGAAUAUUCUCAAUACUGUAUUGCAAUGUGUUGAUUGUUAAAAUAUCAUUUCUGUACUGCUUAAAAUAAAGAGUUUCUUAAAAAACCAACCAACCAACCAAAAAAACCAAAAACC
Molecule: messenger RNA, 2801 nt
Organism: Chelonoidis abingdonii (Abingdon island giant tortoise)
Lineage: Eukaryota; Metazoa; Chordata; Testudines; Testudinidae
Gene: NINJ1
Product: ninjurin 1
Biological process (GO): tissue regeneration; cell adhesion
Cellular component (GO): membrane
Source: RefSeq, a predicted model, not a curated record